CGGCUUUCGGUUUGUAGAAGCGAGCGGACAUAUGUUUUGCCUCUCCUUUCCACCAAGUGAUUUUAUGAGGACAGCUAUACCGUCUAUACUUACUACGUUUAUGGUUUAGCGAACUUUAUCGUGUUUACGUUAUCACUACAGUAUUAUAUCUUAUUCACUGUUUCAACAAUUCUCGUUAUAAUUUGUGAUCAUUUUAGUGAAUAAUCAUGGAAAAAUGGAUGGAAGAGAAAUUGUCCGAAUUACUGAAUUAUCCUGUCUCGGACGAUCUAAUCGAAUUUAUUAAAAAAAUAGAAAAUGAAAGAGAUUUAGACUCUUUCUUUGAUACUUUUCUGGACAACAAAAAUCCGAAACACAAACAAUUUGUAGUGGAAUUAAAGAAGCAGCGUGCGAUUUAUAAUAAUCAAGCUGGAUACAGAAAAACAAAUGACAAUGAUAAUGUACUCAAGAAGCAAAAUGAUAAGAAAAAGGGGAAAGCCAAAGGAAGAGAGAAUGUUCAGAUGCAAGAAGGUGCAAAGCCUGAAAUAAAGUCUGACAAAAUGGAAAAGAAAAAGACUAAAUUUGUCAAUAUAUUAUCCCAUGGAGAUGUACUUUUGAAAGGGAGACACAAGUGCGACUGCGAAGCAAAGAGACAUACAUUAGUUAACAAUUGUUUCAAUUGUGGCAGAAUAAUUUGUAAACAGGAAAAUGUAGGACCAUGCUUAUUUUGCGGAGAACUUGUUUGCUAUCCGGACCAACAGGUGAUACUACAAAGUAAAUCUAAACAAGCAGAAAUUUUGUACAACAAAUUGAUGGAACAAAAACCAAGUAAAAGCCUUGAAAACUCUCUCAAGCAAAGAGACAAACUUCUUGAAUUUGAUCGCAACAGCGCUCGUCGCACUAAAGUGAUCGACGAUGAAUCAGACUAUUAUCAAUCAAAUAGCACUUGGCUUACUGCUACGGAACGGGAAAAGUUACAGAAGCAAGAAGCGGACAUGCAAGCUCGCAAGCAUGCGUCGCGUUUAAACAAAAGGAUUGCUAUAGAUUUUAUGGGAAGAGAAAUAGAGGAAAAUGAAUUUUUUAAUCAACCUCACACUAUGCAAUUGGAAGAAUUUGACGAAGCAAUGUGUAACGACUUUGAAAAUCUCAACGUCUGUCCCAUGAUAGAAUUUGAUCGUCCGACCUUUAUCGACUUAGGAACACUUAGAAGCAGAAAAGGCGGAAAUAAUACAUGGAGUAUGGAAAGUAGAGUUCAAGAUAAAGAAUAUCUAGAAAUGUCUGACCAAGGUCUAUGUUUGAGCAUGCAUCAGCCUUAUGCAUCGUUAUUGCUGGCGGGAAUAAAAAUUCAUGAAGGCAGGAGUUGGUAUUCUUCGCACAGAGGAAGAUUAUGGAUAGCAUCUGCUGCUAAAGUGCCUUCUGCUCAAGAAAUACAUGAUAUAGAGCAUACCUAUCGCGUGUUAAAAAGUGAAAAACUUAAAUUCCCCGAGACGUAUCCUACGGGUUGCUUGUUGGGUUGUGUAACGGUGACCAAUGUUCUGCCUCAAGAGGAAUAUAAAAAAUUAUACCCUGAAGGUGAAAACGAUAGUCCAUAUGUCUUUAUAUGUGAAAAUGCUUACACGUUACCGAUAUAUUUCCCUGUGAAAGGAAAAUAUAAGAUUUAUAAAAUGGACAAAAAACUUCAUCAAGCUGCUUCUAAAUAUUUAGAGAAAGCCAUAAAAAUGACUAAUUGACUUUCUCAUAUCAGUUAUUAAUCCUAUUUUAACAAAUUGAAUAGGAUACACUUUUUCCAAGUAUACGUUUAUUUUCAUUUUAAUAAUUUAAAUGUUACAUGCGUUCUAUUAAAAAUAAUUAUUUGUGUUUUGUACAAAAGUGUUCUCUCUGUUGAUGCAUCUAAUAAAAAUUUACAUAAAUAUAAUAUGCGUAUUAUAUUAAAUUUAUU
Molecule: messenger RNA, 1915 nt
Organism: Linepithema humile (Argentine ant)
Lineage: Eukaryota; Metazoa; Arthropoda; Insecta; Hymenoptera; Formicidae
Product: activating signal cointegrator 1
Biological process (GO): positive regulation of DNA-templated transcription
Cellular component (GO): nucleus
Molecular function (GO): zinc ion binding; transcription coactivator activity
Source: RefSeq, a predicted model, not a curated record